AUGGACCCGCGCGGGGGAGCCCCGGGCCCGACCCCCGGGGACGACUCCCCCGACGGCGUCGCGUCCUCCGCAUCCGCGCCCGACCCCUUCGCGUUCGGCCGCGCGCCCGCGAGCCCACCCGGCGCCGGCGCGGGGGACUCGCCCCCGUCGCGACGGCACCGCACCACCGGACCCGCGGGCCAAACGCACGCGCGUCGAACGCCCUCCUCCGCGUCCGCCAAGAGCUACACCACGCUCCAGGGGACGCCGCACCCCCCCGGGCCACCCACCGGCGGGCCACCCACCGGCGGGCCACCCGCCGCCGGCGGCAGCCACGUCACCCUGCGCGGCACCCCGCUCCCGCCGACGCACACCCCGGGCGCCAAUCGAGGCGCGCCAUCGUGGGCGUGGCUCCCGAAGGACGGCGAGGUGUUCGCCGCGGCGGACCCGGGAACGUGCCGCCCGAUGAUGUGCGACCCGAUCGUCGACGAAUCGAUGCGUUCGCCCGGGGUCAUCGAACCCCUGCACGUCAUGGAGGACGGCGAGUUGGGGUUCGGCGACGAGCCGCACGCGCCGUAUCGACUCCCCGGAGACGAGGCUGGACCGGGAUUGGGAGGCGCGGGAGGAUCAUCGGGCGCGGGGUCGUCGUCGUCGCUCGCCGUGCCCGUGCUGAAGGACUCGACGCGUCACGCGUUCGAGGCGAGGCUGCGCGCGGACUGGGUGGGAAGCAGGAGGGUGAGCUUCGGCGAGGCGACGCACGAGUUUUCCUUUGCGACGCCCGACGUUGCCGGAUUGGAACGAAUAGGCGAAGUCGGCGGCGGCGGCUUCGGGUCGCCCUUUGGCCAAAUAGGUCAGACGCCGAACACCGCCUCCACCGGCGGGUCGUCCUCGAGCGCGAUCUCGAUCUCGAGCGAGGGGUCGUCGCCCACUGUCGGGGGUGACGCGGCGGUGGCCGCCAGGGCGUUGGGCUGCGUGGGUCUGGUGUCGGUGUUUACGGGCAAGUACCUGCAGGCGCGGCGCAAGCGCCCGCACCGUCUGCAGUUCUACUCCGAUAAGAGGGGGGUGUACGAGAUGUGGGAGGUGAUUGGCGGUGCGAGGUCGAAGCUGGGCCGGUGGCGCGCGUGGGGAGCGGCGCUCGGGGUCGACGCCCUCGAAGACGGUAACGCCGAGACGACGACGGGUUCAACGUCCGUCGGCUCGGCUUCGGCGUCUGUCGGCUCAAACCCCCGUUCGCGGUUCAUGGGCGACGACGAGAUGCGCGCGUCUCUCGCGGACCUGUUCGACCUCCCACACGUCGCUCUCGAGUCGCUCGAGUCGCGGGACGUGUGCAUCGUCCGGUCCAAGCAGUCGCCGCGGAGGUGCCUGCUCCUGGUGAGGCUCACCCUGCCGAGCGGCGAGCCCGUCGUGAGCCACUCGCCGAGCCGAGCCGAACCGGACUCCCGCCUGGGUUCGCUAUCGCGCCGAUCUCUCUUCUCUCGCGGGACCACCCCAACGCCGCGCCUGUCCGAGGGGAGCAUAAGCUUCACGGUGCAGAGACCGGGCGGAGAUGACUCGCCGUCGGAGGUUAGAUCGAGACGAACGAGUCGGACGCUCGAGUCCCCGGUCCGUUCCGGAUCCGUCUCCGGCCGCGAGAGCCAGGGCGAGGUGACCGCCUCGUUGGACGCCCUGGACGUGAUGUCGCUGAGCAAUAAACUCCUCGCCGGGUUCGCCAGGGGCCGAGUGGAGACGCGGCGGUCGCAGAGGCAGGCGUAUUUCGCGUGGAGGGCUCACGUUCGCGAGGUGAACAGGUUGCGAGCUCGCGCCGAGAUGGUGGGUUUGCUCUACGAAAAAAAGUGGCGGCAGCGGCUCGUGACCGCGUGGGAGCGCCGGACCUCGGAGCUUCGCGCCAAGCGACGGAACCAGGAGCGGAUGUGCCUGAGGGUGCGCCAGUGGCGCGCGCGGUGGCACUGGCGGCGGUGCACGCUGGGCUUUGUUCGCUGGCGACGGAUGGCUAGAAAAUCAGCCGCCGGGGGAGAGUUGCUCGAGCGAUGGGCGCGACGGUGGUUAAACUCAGCCGCCGCCAGGUGCGUCGCGCGGUGGCGCGCGCACGUCGCGGACGUCGCGCGGAUGCGAACCGCCGCGCGACGCGUCGUCCGUCGCAUGCGCGCCGUCAAACUAUCCACCGCGUUUGACCGAUGGUUUGAACGCGCGACGAACGCGAAACUAGCGCGGGCCAAGAUCCGUUCGGCGCUCGCGGCUGCGGGUAAAACGACGACGCGCGGGGCGUUCCGUCGGUGGGCACACGUCGCGGCGGACGCGAGGCGCGGGGCGCGCGACGCGAGGCGCGCGGAGGUUCUCUUCGAGCGGCGGCGGCGGGCGUUCAAGGCUGACGCGUUUUUCGCGUGGACGACGUAUAGAUUCGAGAAGGUCAGGGCGCGGUAUAGGUUCGAGAAGGUCAGCGCGCGGUGGCGCCGGCUGGAGCGCGCUCGGCCCUUCCGCGCGUGGCGCGAAUCGGCGCGUCGCGUGCGCGAGAUUCGAACGCACCUGCGCGGCACCUACCUGGCGGACCUCGAGCGUCUGAAGCACGCCGCGAAGCGAAGGGGGUUCGCGUGGUGGCGGCUGUGGACGACGGCGACGCGCCGAACCAGGCUCGACGCCGAGGCUGUGCAGCGCACGGAGCGCAGAAUUCUCGCGGUGGCGGUCAAUCGUUUGAAGCGGGUCGCCGUCGCCGCCGCGUUUGACACGUGGCGCGACGCGAUUCGCGCGUCGCGCUUGGAGGCGCGGGCGAGGAGGUUUGCGAAUAAGUUAAUUUCGCGGGCGGCGGCGUUUUCGUUUGAAGCGUGGCGAGACUGGGUCGACGAGCGCGCGUUGGCGCGCGAGAAGAUCGCCGUCGCCGUCGCCAGGAUGACCUCAUCGACGCUGACGCGCGCGUUUAACUCGUGGGCGCACGCGACGGAGGCGGCGUGGGCGAGGCGCGUCAAAGGUGAGCGGGCCGAGCGCCUCCUGUCGAAAGUGCUCGACUCGAAAAUGUCUCGCGCGUUUGCAAAGUGGAAAGAGUGCGUCGAGGAUUCCAGAAAGAAGGUCCACUUCCUCUCCGGGCACGAGCGGGCGAGGGCGCUCAAGGCGCAGUGCCGCGCGUUGCGGGUCAUGUCCGCGUGGAAGGGGUACACGAUCCGCAAGGCGAUCGGCCGGUCGACGCGCGAGAUGGCCGACAAGAUGCUCCGAAAGAAACGCAUGGAGGCGUUUCUGAAAAAGUGGCGGCUGGAGGCCAACUGGAAAGACACCGUCGAGCGGCGACGGCUCGUGUCCAUCUGCCGCCGUCGUUCGAGCCGCCGCGAGAUGGGCGCGAGGUUCGCGCGCUGGCGCACGUACAGACGCGCCGAGCAGCGUCAAAGGCUCGCAAUCGCGCGUCUCGUCCACGCUUCGACGUACGCCGCAUUCGCCACGUGGCGAGAUUUCGCGGCGAAUCAACGAGCGUUCCUUCGACGCAUGGAGAAGGUGAUGCGUCGCUGGCUCAGGCUCUCGCUGUCCUACCCGUUCGAGCGUUGGGCGCAGUCGGUGGACGAGCGGCGACGGGUCAGGGUGGUGCUUCAGAAGUGCGCUCGGCGAUUGGCGAACAGGUCCGUCGCCACCGCGUUUUUGACGUGGUCCGAUGCGGUGGCAAAGCGGCGGGAACGGGGCGCCGCGGAGCGACGCGCUUUGAACCUGAUCCGCCGCAUGACCCGCUUGGCCGUCGCGUCCGCGUUCGACGGGUGGUCGGACGCGGUGAGGCGCGCUUCGGCCAAGAGGGAGACGGCGCAUCGGCUGCUGACGCGAUGGCUGAACGCGCACGCCGCGUAUUUUUUUGACACGUGGGCGGCUCACGUACGCGAGAGCCGCUCGCGAAGGGUGGCUCUCAGGAAAACGCUCGCGAGGAUCCGAAACGUCAAACUCAACGCCGCGUGGAUCGCGUGGACGGACGCGGCGCAGGGCUGCAGGAGGGCGCGUCGCGUCGCGCGGAGGCUGCGAAACCUUCGAGGUUCGCGAACUUUGGCGGGGUGGCGCUCCCUCUGCGAGCGACGAAACGCGGCGCGGGCGGUGCUUCGCAGGUGCGAGCGGUUCAUGCACCGCGUGCUCACCGUCCACCUCCGCGUCGCCUUUGUCGCGUGGCUCGACUCGUUCCGUCACAGGCGCCAGGCGAAACGCCUCGCGUACGUCGCGUCGAGGCGGAGCCGAUUCGCGGAGCUCGGAAGGCGAUUCGCUCGAUGGGCCGCGCCGGUUAGGAACAAACGCGGCCUUAACCUUCAGGUGUUGGCGAACGCGAUUCGCAUGCAAAACGCGCGCGCGGUCAAGACGCGGUGCUUUCGCGAGUGGACGCGCGCGGUGGACGAUGGGGCGGUGAGGGGCGAUAAGGCGGCGUCGAUGCGGACGCGGCACGCGGCGAGACGCGCUAUGCGCCGCUGGCGUUUCGUCGCGGCCGCCGGGAAGAUGAACCGGCGCAAGAUGAUGAUCGCGACGCGUCGGUGGGCGGGACGUGUCGUCGUGAAGUGCUUCGCGACGUGGGUCGAAACGUCGCGGGUGCGCCGGCGUUUGCGCAGGUUCCUGGCGAGAUUGAGCGCUUCUCGACUCGCCGCCGGAUUCGACGCCUGGGCCGAAAGCACAAAGCACGCGAAGCGCCAUCGCUAUUCGCUCCAGAAAAUCGUGAACCGGUGGCGGCGCCUACAGCUCGCGGCGCCGUUCGGGGACUGGGUCGACUGGGUCGACGAGGUUCGAAACAACCGCGGAACGAUGACACGGGCGCUGAAGAAAUUUCGACGCUCGGCGCUCUGGGCCGCGAUGUCCACCUGGCGUGAAUCGAUUGGCCACGCGCGCCGCGAGCGCGCCUUGCUCGACCGCGCCGAACGCGUCCUGCGACGACUCGUCCUCCGCGACGCGUCGCGCGCGCUCGUGUCCUGGCGGGAUUUCGUCCGGAGCCGUCGCAGGCUUCGCGCGUUGCUCCGGCGGUGGCGAGCGCGAGACAUGGACGUUGCAUUCCGAACGUGGCGAACGAGAGCGAACGAAAUCGUCGCGCAAAAGUCGGCUCUUCGCGUCGCGGCGCGGCGAAUGCUCCGUCACCGCCAGGCCGCCGCGUUCGCGCGCUGGCUGGACGUCGCCGCGGAGGGCAGGCAUCGCGCGGGGAACCUUCGCAAGAUGGAUACGUUCGUCAGGAGGCUUAAAAGCCGAGUCGCCUCGGCGGCGUUUUUCGCGUGGCUCGAGCGCGCCAUCCAUCUCGCCGCCGCUCGAGCGUCUUUGGAACGCGUCGCGAUCCGGUGGACGCGACUGGCGCUCUCCGUGCCGUUCAACGACUGGGUCGACUGGGUCGAGAAGGUUCAACGCGACCGGUUGAAGGUGAGCAGGUUCCUGCACCGCAUGAAGACGGUGUACUUCGCGAGAGCUUUUUACGCCUGGGUGGACGCGCGGCUCGAGAUGAAGCGCCGGCGGCACGUGAUGUCUCGCGCGGAGAGGUACUUCAGGCGGGCCAACGCCCAGGUGCUCUCCAAGGCUUUCAACACGUGGGCCGAAAACGUCUUCGACAACAGGCGCAGGCGCUACGCGCUCGAGAAGAUCAUCCUCCGUUGGCAGCGACUGCAGCUGUCGGCGCCCUUCAACGACUGGGCCGAUUUGGUCGACGAGGUUCGACGCAACCGGUUGAAGGUGAGCAGGUUCCUGCACCGCAUGCGGACAGUCAAGACUGCCGCGGCGUUCGCUCGAUGGGACGAGAAUCGCGCGGAGAUGAAGCGCCAGAGGCACGUGAUGUCGCGCGCGGAGGGGUACUUCCAGCGAGCUUCGUCGCAAUCAGUCACCAAGGCUUUCAACGCGUGGGCCGAAAACGCGGCGGGGGCAAAACGUCACCGCUACUUGCUUGAGAAGAUCAUCAGCCGAUGGCAGCGCCUGCAGCUCGCGACGCCGUUCCAGCGUUGGGCGGAUCGGGUAGACGAGAUGAGGGGCAGCAGGAACGUCCUUCGCAAGGCGGUACACCGCAUGCGAACGGUCAAGGCGGCUGCGGCGUUUGUGACUUGGCGAGAUAACUGGGCCGAGCUCAGGCGCCAGCGGCACGUGAUGUCGCGAGCCGAAAGAUUCUUUGGCGCGCUCACCCGGCGCUCCGUGCUGCGCGCGUUUAACUCGUGGAUCGACGAGACGCUCGAGCGAAAGCGCCGUCGCGCCGCGCUCGGAAAGAUCGUGAUCAGGUGGCGGCGCCUACAGCUGGCGGCGCCGUUCAACGACUGGGUCGACUGGGUCGAGAAGGUUCAACGCGACCGGUUGAAGGUGAGCAGGUUCCUGCACCGCAUGAAGACGGUGUACUCGGCGAGGGCGUUUUACGCCUGGGUGGACGCGCGGCUCGAGAUGAAGCGCCAGAGGCAUACGAUCCAGAGGGCUUCCAGAUUCUUCCAGAGAGUCGCCAAGUCGGACUACGCGCGCGCGUUUUUCGCUUGGCGGGCCAACGCUUCGGACUUGCGCCGCGCUAAAAAAUCGCUCGCAAGGCUGGUGAGCCGAUGGCGGCGGCUGCACCUCCACUAUCCGUUCCGCGCGUGGCGCGAUUGGCUCGACGAGACCCUGGGCAAUCGCGACGUCUUGCGCCUCGUCGUGCAUCGCAUGUCCAGGUUCGCGCUCUUCGGAGCCUUCUCGCGAUGGAGAGAGCGGAUUGUCGAGACGCGCGAGGUUUCAAUCGCGAAGAGGCGGCGCAACGUCGUCGUCGAAAAGUUUGUCCUUCGGGCCUCGCGACGCGAACUCUCUCGCGCGUUCAACCGCUGGGUGGAGUCGACUCGCGCCGCGAAGCGCGCGCGGCGCUCGCUCCGUAAGGUUUGCGCGCGUUGGCAGCGGCUGCGCCUCUCCGUGCCCUUUGACGAUUGGGUCGAGUGGGCGGAGGAGGUGAAGAGCAACCGGCUGAAAAUUUCGAGGUGCGUCCGCCGCCUUCGCAAGGCGACGGUUCUCGCCGCGUGGGCGCGAUGGAUCGAGUUUACCGGCGAGUCGAGGCGGCAGAGGGUGCUCUUGGCGAGGGCGACGAGGUGCCUGGCGCGACUGGCGAACCGCGUCGCGGCCCGCGCGUUCGCCCGGUGGAGAGACUCUGUCGGCCGAGACUUGAGGCAUCGCGCCGCUCUGCGCAAAAUCGUUAUCAGGUGGCAGCGACUGCAGCUGUCGGCGCCCUUCAACGACUGGGCCGAUUGGGUCGACGAGGUUCAACGCAACCGGUUGAAGGUGAGCAGGUUCCUGCACCGCAUGCGGACAGUCAAGACUGCCGCGGCGUUCGCUCGAUGGGACGAGAAUCGCGCGGAGAUGAAGCGCCAGAGGCACGUGAUGUCGCGCGCGGAGGGGUACUUCCAGCGAGCUUCGUCGCAAUCAGUCACCAAGGCUUUCAACGCGUGGGCCGAAAACGCGGCGGGGGCAAAACGUCACCGCUACUUGCUUGAGAAGAUCAUUAGCCGAUGGCAGCGCCUGCAGCUCGCGACGCCGUUCAGCGACUGGGUCGACUGGGUUGACGAGGUUCAAAGCAACCGGGUCAAGAUAUCCAGGUUCUUGCAACGCAUGCGCACGGCUCUGAUUGCCUCCGCGUUUGCGACUUGGCGUGAUAACUGGGCCGAGCUCAGGCGCCAGCGGCACGUGAUGUCGCGCGCGGAGAGGUACUUCAGGCGGGCCAACGCUCAGGUGCUUUCCAAGGCUUUCAACACGUGGGCCGAAAACGCGGCGGGGGCAAAACGUCACCGCUACUUGCUUGAGAAGAUCAUUAGCCGAUGGCAGCGCCUGCAGCUCGCGACGCCGUUCAGCGACUGGGUCGACUGGGUUGACGAGGUUCAAAGCAACCGGGUCAAGAUAUCCAGGUUCUUGCAACGCAUGCGCACGGCUCUGAUUGCCUCCGCGUUUGCGACUUGGCGUGAUAACUGGGCCGAGCUCAGGCGCCAGCGGCACGUGAUGUCGCGCGCGGAGAGGUACUUCAGGCGGGCCAACGCCCAGGUGCUAUCCAAUGCUUUCAACACGUGGGUGGAGAGCUCCGCCGAUGCAAAGCGCCAUCGCUAUUCGCUCCAGAAAAUCGUGAACCGGUGGCGGCGCCUCCAGCUGGCGGCGCCAUUCGGCGACUGGGUUGACUGGAUCGACGAGGUUCAAAGCAACCGGUUGAAGCUCAUCAAGGCUGUGCACCGAAUGCGCGUCGUCAAGACGGCCGCGGCGUUCGCGACUUGGCGAGAUGACUGGGCCGAGCGUAGGCGGCAAAAGCGCGUGGUUUCGCGCUCCGAGAGGUUUCUCCGGAGAAUCGCGAUGCGUUCGACGGCCGCCGCGUUUAACUCGUGGGUCGCAAACGCCGAAUACGCCAGGUCCCUUCGGCACGGACUCGACAAGGUCAUCCGCCGUUGGCGCAGGCUGCAGCUGUCGUCGCCGUUCGGCGACUGGGUCGAAUGGGUCGCGCGGGUCAACGAGAACCGGACGAUGUUGCGCAGAGUCGUGCACCGCAUGCGCCGCGUCAAAAUCGCCUCAGCCUACGCCGCCUGGAUCGACGCGGUGGACGCGUCGAGAGCUGAGAAUGUCAGGCUCUCCAAGAUGGACCGAGUCGCGCGUCGCAUCGCGAACCGAACCGUCGCGUCCGCGUUCACGGCGCUCUUGGAGAACGCGCGCGAGGUCAAACGUCUGCGACGGUCCGCCGCCGCCGUCGCCAGGCGGUGGCGGCGGCUGGCGCUCUCCAUACCUUUCGACGAUUGGCGCGAAGCCAUCGCGGGGGCGUAUCGAGAACGGCUCGUUCUCGUGCGUUUCGUGCACAGGAUGCGAACCGUCGUCGCCAGCGCCGCGUUCCGACGGUGGCGCGAGUUCCUUCUCGACGGGGCGACGACGAGGGCGAUCGAGCGACGCGCCGAGAUCAUGGCCCGGCGGUGGGCGCAAAAGUCGGCGGCGGCGGCUUUCGCCGGCUGGGUGGACGCAGCCGCCGCCCGCGUCGACGUGCGUCGCGCGCUGGCCAGGCACGUGCGCAAGUGGCGUCGCGCGGACGUUUCCUACCCGUUCGUCACGUGGAGGGAUAACGUCGCCGAGAACCGGCGGAUGAAGGGCUCGAUGGAGCGCGCGAAGCGCUUCUUCGGCGGGCGCAUGCUAAAAAACGCGCGAGCCCGAGCGUUUCAGACGUGGAAGCUCCACUACACCUUCGUGUGUCGCGUGCGCGAAGCCGAGGACAGGGAGGAGACGGAGACUCGGCGUAAGAACCAGGCGCGCGUCAGGGCGCAGCGCAUGGUCCGGCGCUGGACGCUUCGAACGAUCGCGGCGGCGCUCGACGCGUGGGCGGCGUUCACCCGCGAGCGUCGCCGGCUGAAGGCUUCGAUCAAAAAAGCGACGACGCGGUGGCGGCUGCUACACGUGUCGGUCUCGUUUCACGAUUGGGCGUCGUACGUGGAGGACAUGCGGCGGGAGAGGCUGGCGCUUCGCGAGUCGGCGCGGCGCAUGGUGCGGUUCCAGCUCCUCGCGCCGUUCCAGCGAUGGAGGGACGCGGCGUACGUUCGGAGGUGCGAGCGCGGCGCGGUUCUUCGAGCCGAACGUUUCUUCACCCGCCUGCUCCGCGCCGACGUUCUUCGCGCGUUCAACGCGUGGCGCGGCCACUGGCACCACGCGCGUCGCGUUCGUCUCGAGCUCGGCCGCGCGGUGGCGAGGUGGCGCCGCGCCGCACUCGCCGCCGCGUUUGAGCGCUGGCGCGUCUAUCGCGACGUAUGCGAAACUAACCGCGCGAUUUUGCGAAGGGCGGGCGCUAGGCUCCGGAGCCACCGCCUGGGUCCAGCGUUUGACACGUGGCACGCGGGUUGGCUCGAAGGUCGACGCGCCGCCGCCGCGCGGGGACGCGCGGCGAGGUUCGCGCUUCGCCUGGCGCGCGCGACGCUGGCGCGGGCGUUCCGAGCCUUCGUGGCUCACGCCGCGGAGCGCCGGCGGCUGUUCGCCGCGCUUGGUGCCGUCGCGAAAAGAUGGAGGUCACGAACGGCGUCCGCCGCGUUCCAAACCUGGUCGGAUCGCACCUCGGAGGCUGCUUCGCACCGAGCGACGGUGGCCAAGAUCGCGCGUCGUAUGUCCCGCGUGCGUCUCGCCGCCGCGGUGGCGAAGUGGCGCGACGAGGUGUCGUUCGGUCAUGACGUGUGGGCGAAGGAAAAAUUGGCGAUGCGAGCGCUUCGACGAAUGGCGCGGCGCCAGCUGGCGGCCGCGUUCGACCGACUCCGCGCCAACCGCGAGGACGCCAGGCGUUUGCGCGAGUUACUCGCGCGUUGCCGCGCGCGGUGGGGUAACCGCGCGGCGUCCGCCGCGUUUGACGCGUGGAGGCUCGAAACGGAUAAAAAAACGCUCGAGCGCAAGACGCUUCGCAAGGCGGUGCACCGCAUGCGCACCGUCCGCGUGGCUCGAUCGUUUGCCACGUGGCGCGACACGUGGCGCGACACACGCGCGCUCGCUCGCGCGUGGGAGAGGUGCGAGAGGGCGUUUAAGCGCCGCGCUGUGGCCAAGGUUCGCGCCGCGCUCAACGCGUGGUACCUGUUCGGCGCCAAGGCUCGGCGGCUGACGCUUCAGCGGCAGGCUGACGAGCUCAUGUUCCUGCAGGGCUCGUUGGGGUCCGAGCGGCACCAGAAAGAGAAGGCGUCGCAGGAACUUCACCGCGCGAGGCGCGAGACGGAGGGCCUCGUCGUUCUCGUCGAGCGGCUGCAGCGCGAGACGGGCGUGCUCCUCGACCAGGUUGCCGAGCGCGACGCGCAGAUAUCGCGUUUGCUCGAGGAGAGGGACCGAUCGUCGGUUGCGACAUUCUCGCGCCCGCACGAUCGGGUCAGCGCCGUGCUCGCCUCGCCGCCGCGGCGGCGGAAGACCCCGCCGCGGCCGCCCGCCGCCGAGCCCGCGCCGACGAGCAUCGAGAUCCGGGAAGAGCCCGUCGCGGAGAGUCCGGAGAGUCCGGAGAGUCCGGCGACUCCGGAGAGUCCCGAGCGGUCCGACUCUGACGAGGAGGACGUGACCCGCGAACUCUUCCCCGCGGACGACGCCACCCCGCCGCCUUCGAGACCCAGCCGCACCCCGCCGCCGCCGUCGCCGCCACGCGCCUCCGACCGGCGCUCGAGCGGCGGCGGCGGCGGCGAGGGGACCGGAACAGAGAGGACUUCGAAGCGCACCGCCCAAACUUCGCACUCUCUUUUAACGUCACACCCGUCGCACGACCCGGGACAUUACGCCUCGUACGCGGCGAAUUGGGCCUCCGGUCGACGGUCCACGACGGUCGACGACCUCUCCGUUCGUCUCUUCGCCCGCGUCCGUCCGUUCGUGGACGGCGACGUCGACGUCACGCGAUCGCUUCGGCCCUCGCGUCCGGGCGCGAGCGACCUCGACGUGGUGACGCGCCGGGGCGAGGUUCCCUUUCGAGAGACGUUUCAAUUCGACGGGGGGGUAUUUUGGGAGGAUGACGACGACGUCUUACCGGCGACGACCGCGGCGGCGUGGUUAGCCGACGCGACUCGACGCGGCCGCGACGCCACGAUGCUCGUCGUGGGAUCGGAUAAGGGCGGUAAGACGCACGUGUCGGACGCCGUCGUCGCGGCGGCGGCGGCGUUUCUGGACUUGCACGCCUUCAGGGUGAACGAACGCGCGGCGGCCGAGGCGGAAAAGGGGAGCCCGCGAGGGGAAAAGGGGAGGGCGAAAAGAGGGUCGGAGUCGGCUACGGGGUCGGCUUCGGGGUCGGGGUCGGGGUCGGGGUCGGUGGGAGUCGAGUCGAUCGUCGAGACCGGGCUGUCGAUUUCCGUGUACCAGACCAGGGGUCUACACGCGGACGACUUGCUCGCCGGGUUCGGCGGCGCCGCCGGCUUGCGAGUCAAACCCGGGCCCGAGUACGCGGAGGGUGUCGGACAAACUGUCGGACAAACCGGGACGGACGAACCGGGGUGGAACACGCAGACCGGGGGUGGUUUGCUCUACGAAGUCGAGGAGUUGACGCGCGUGGAUUGCGCGGACCUUCGCGACGUCCGGGAGACGCUCGCGCUGGCUCGCGCUCGUCGCGACGGGAAAAACGGUUUGAAACGGUCGGCGGGUCCGUCUGAAACGGCCGCCGCGACCGUCUCGGAGCUCUGGAUCACCACGACGGAGACGCGAGUGUUAAACCGCGGUCACGGAUUAAACCGCGACGACGGCUUCGGCGACGAGAUGCGGCGAACGGUGCACCGACGAUGCGCCCGCGUCGUCGACGUCGGCGGCGGAGACGGCGUAACGUCGUCCACCCCGCUGUUCAACCUCGGCCAGCUCGUGAGAGGCGUUACGGGCGUUACGGGCGUUACCGGUAACGCCCCCGACUGGCGCCGUUCCGCGCUGACCAAGAUCAUGAAGGGGCCUCUGACGGGGACGGGGACGCUGAGCGUUUUGGUGGCGACGGCGGCGUCGGAGGCGCACGCGGCGGAUGCGCUCGGCGCCCUCAGACUGGCGGCUGCGGCGAAACGGCUGCCGGGCCGCGGGCCGGGCGUUACGGGCGUUACGGGCGUUACCGGGCCGGCCGGCGGCAUGGCGGUGCGCAAGGUGGUGGAGCGUCCCGCGCUUUCCAGGCGGGAGAGGCUGGAGCGGACCCUGGAGCUGGCGCGGUCUACGGCGAGGGCGACGGUGUUGUCGGAGGGUUUGGGGGAGAUGACGACGCCGCCGGGCCGGCGGAGCGCGGCGGAGCGACGGGCGCGGGAGAUGAGCAUGGACGUUCAGCUCACCCCGGAGCACGUCAGGUUCGGUCUGAGCCCGACGCAGGGAGACGCGCGGACGCCGGGACGAUCGUUUCGUCCGGGGCCGAGGUCCGCGUCCAAACGAGGUCCGCGUCCAAACGAUGACUCAGACGGAGAGGAGGGAAAAAACCGAAAACGAGAAUGA
Molecule: messenger RNA, 12804 nt
Organism: Micromonas commoda
Lineage: Eukaryota; Viridiplantae; Chlorophyta; Mamiellophyceae; Mamiellales; Mamiellaceae
Exons: 1
Coding region: 1-12804 (4267 amino acids)
Molecular function (GO): phosphatase binding
Source: RefSeq, a predicted model, not a curated record